Molecule: messenger RNA, 1837 nt
Organism: Mandrillus leucophaeus (drill)
Lineage: Eukaryota; Metazoa; Chordata; Mammalia; Primates; Cercopithecidae
Gene: RHBDL1
Product: rhomboid, veinlet-like 1 (Drosophila)
Exons: 7
Coding region: 309-1625 (438 amino acids)
Cellular component (GO): membrane
Molecular function (GO): serine-type endopeptidase activity
Source: RefSeq, a predicted model, not a curated record
GGAGCUCCCUGCUGCAGCUCAUCCAGGAGCAGGUGCGUCGCGGGGUGGUCUGGGGAGCUGGCACCGCCCCCAAUGCGGCCCUCCUGCCGCUGAGCUGAGCUUGUGCAGGACCGAGCUCCCCGAGAGCCCCGCUCGGCACCCACCCCAUCCCGGCACGACCUUGGCCCCUGUGUCUGAGACCCCAGGAGAGGGCUGACUGGACCAGGGCUCCUGGCUGGAGAAGGGAGAGUCCGGGGAAGGAAGGGAGGGAGGGAGGGAGGGAGAGCGGGCAGCUGGCUGGUCUUGGACCUUGGCCCUCCCCUUCCAGGAUGGGUAGGGUGGAAGACGGGGUAACAGCUGAGGAGCUGGAGGACUGGGACCCAGGCACCAGUGCCCUGCCAGCUCCUGGAAUCAAGCAGGGUCCCGGGGAACAGGCAGGCACGGGGCGCCUGUCCCAAAAGUGCUGGGAGCCUGAGCCUGAUGCUCGCAGCCAGCCUGGCCCAGCCCUUUGGUCCAGGGGUCGGGCCCGCACUCAGGCCUUGGCUGGCGGCUCCUCACUGCAGCAGCUGGACCCCGAGAACACAGGCUUCAUCGGUGCGGACACCUUCGCUGGCCUGGUGCACAGCCAUGAACUGCCCCUGGACCCGGCCAAGCUGGACAUGCUGGUGGCCCUGGCUCAGAGCAACGAGCAGGGCCAGGUCUGCUACCAGGAGCUGGUGGACCUGAUCAGCAGCAAGCGCUCCAGCAGCUUCAAGCGGGCCAUUGCUAAUGGACAGCGGGCACUGCCCCGGGACGGGCUGCUGGACGAGCCGGGCCUAGGUGUCUACAAGCGGUUUGUGCGUUACGUGGCCUAUGAGAUCCUGCCCUGCGAGGUGGACCGCCGCUGGUACUUCUACCGUCACCGCAGCUGCCCACCCCCCGUGUUCAUGGCCUCGGUCACCCUUGCCCAGAUCAUCGUGUUCCUGUGCUACGGGGCCCGCCUCAACAAGUGGGUGCUGCAGACCUACCACCCCGAGUACAUGAAGAGCCCCCUCGUGUACCACCCUGGGCACCGUGCCCGCGCCUGGCGCUUCCUCACCUACAUGUUCAUGCACGUUGGGCUGGAGCAGCUGGGGUUCAACGCUCUCCUGCAACUGAUGAUCGGGGUGCCCCUGGAGAUGGUGCACGGCCUGCUCCGCAUCAGCCUGCUAUACCUGGCAGGCGUGCUGGCAGGCUCCCUAACUGUCUCCAUCACCGACAUGCGGGCCCCGGUGGUGGGAGGCUCCGGCGGGGUCUACGCCCUGUGCUCAGCACACCUGGCCAACGUCGUCAUGAACUGGGCUGGGAUGAGAUGUCCCUACAAGUUGCUGAGGAUGGUGCUGGCCUUGGUGUGCAUGAGCUCCGAGGUGGGCCGGGCCGUGUGGCUGCGCUUCUCCCCGCCGCUGCCCGCCUCGGGCCCGCAGCCCAGCUUCAUGGCGCACCUGGCGGGCGCGGUGGUGGGGGUGAGCAUGGGCCUGACCAUCCUGCGUAGCUACGAGGAGCGCCUGCGGGACCAGUGCGGCUGGUGGGUGGUGCUGCUGGCCUACGGCACCUUCCUGCUCUUCGCCGUCUUCUGGAACGUCUUUGCCUACGACCUGCUGGGCGCCCACAUCCCCCCACCGCCCUGACCGGCUACCUGAGGCUGCAGAGGCCAGGGCUCGGCAUGUGGUGGCCGCCCACCAGGGGCCUUCACGUCUGCCCUUUGUGAACGGACAUCUCAGGGCUGCUGCGCCCCUCGGGUGUGGGUGGCCUCAGAGGAGACCCUGUCCCAGCCACCCCCCUACCCCCAGGACUUGCGGUCUGAGCCUUUUUGGAUAAUUAAUAAAUAUUUUACACAGCA